AUGGGACACACAGCAAAAUGCCUGAAGCAUAUUAUCCGGCAGCCAAGACCAAAACAGACAGGACGCGGAUUGCAGGAGGAGGAUGGGGAGGAGGAAGGGGAGGAGGACAAGGAUAUCUUGGAACCCACGCCUUGUCCACAAGCAGAGUCGUCAUCGUCAUCAUCACAACCAGAAUCGACCUUUGGAGGACCCUCAUCAUCCACAGUCGCAGCUACAGCCACUACCACGACAACAACAACGAUUACCCAUAUCAUCAUGCCAUCACCGAAUGCGUCAGGAUCCACGUCAAUGACAACCCAGGAUUCGAUGAACGACCCAAUCCAGCGUGCAGGGUCUCCUACAUUGUCACUGGCCCCUACAACGACUCUGCAGAAGGAACAAAUGGAUGCUUCGAACGAACCCAAGGCCAGGAUAGCAAGCCAGCGGAUCCGAAGAUAUAAGCGGCGCAAGUUCUAUUUCCGUGUGGAUUAUGGAAUGCCCAGUAGCCACGCCCAACUGGUCGCAUUUUUCGUCUGUUAUAUCUCACUCCAACUGGUGCUCAUGGAACCCGAGGGCUCGGCGGGACAGUGGUUCUUGAUCAUGCUGUUGCAACUUUAUGCCUGGUCUGUGGUCUGGUCACGUAUCCGCCUCGGUAGUCAUUCGGUCAGUCAGGUCCUUGUGGGCGCUGGGAUUGGAGCUAUUUACGGGACGGUGUGGUUCUCGAUCUGGGUGUGGAAAGUUGAGGAGAUGAUCAAACAUUGGCAGUGGAUGGACCGGUACGGAGUUAUUCAAGUGCGCAAGAUCUGGAAGCAGCUCGAGAUGGAUGAGGCCGUUGCUGUCGGCAGGGCGGACGGAAGAAUGUAUCUCCGACAUGGGCAAGGUUUGCCGCACAACGGACAAUUCCUCCGGUUUUGA
Molecule: messenger RNA, 894 nt
Organism: Linnemannia hyalina
Lineage: Eukaryota; Fungi; Mortierellomycota; Mortierellomycetes; Mortierellales; Mortierellaceae
Source: the annotation of a GenBank genome assembly